Molecule: messenger RNA, 741 nt
Organism: Uncinocarpus reesii 1704
Lineage: Eukaryota; Fungi; Ascomycota; Eurotiomycetes; Onygenales; Onygenaceae
Exons: 1
Coding region: 1-741 (246 amino acids)
Source: RefSeq, a predicted model, not a curated record
AUGGCGGCAAGCCCCCAUCUAAAGAUGGAUCCCAGCGUGUCGCAGCAGACCACGACGCAAAGAACACCUCUGAACUCGUCGCAUGCCGCGCCCUCCAACUCAUCCGCUCCCAACAGCCACGCGGGCAGUUCUGGCUCAAACACCAGCGCUGCUCCCGGCCCAAUCCCCGCCACCACUCCACUUGUCGUACGGCAAGACAACAAUGGCGUGCAGUGGAUUGCGUUUGAGUAUUCGCGAGAUCGCGUCAAGAUGGAAUACACGAUCCGAUGUGACGUGGAGAACAUCAACAUCGAGAAUCUAAGCCAGGAAUUCAAGACUGAGAACUGCGUGUAUCCCCGCGCGUGCUGCACCAAGGAUCAGUACCGAGGGAACCGCCUGGUGUAUGAAACCGAGUGCAACGCCGUGGGAUGGGCGCUGGCGGAGCUGAACCCUUGUCUGCGCGGCAAGCGGGGGCUAAUCCAGCGCGCGGUGGACAGUUGGCGAAACAGUAAUCAAGACCCGCGGCUACGGAGUCGACGGGUGCGGAGGAUGGCCAAGUUGAAUAACAGAAAGGCGGUGUCGGCCCAACACGCCUCUCACCUGGCGGGCCCUGGUGCGUCUCCGCAGGGGCUGCCUGGUAGUGCUAGUAUGGGUGCGCCAACUGCGCUUUCGAUGGGGGGACCUCAACUUCAUCACCAUCAUGCACACCCUGAUGGUGGGCCGGGGCCGGAAGAUGUCAGCGGUAUGUUCCACCGGAUGUGA